UCAUCUUCCCCGAGCAGCGCCUACCGAAGAUCCGUAUGCGCAACCUCCGAUCUCAUCGACAGGUGUGCUUGGCGUGGCCGUGCCACAGUGGCACAAGCAAGCAUGGCACAUGCCCUAGCAGCGGCGCCGGCGCACUCGUUGAAGCAGCAGCCAACCAUAGCGCCUAAACGCCGACUUUCGUCCCCGACACUGAAGCUUGUCUAUGGGCUUCUUCUUCCUGACCAUCACCCACGUCUAGAGCGAGCAGCCGUGCCAGACCGACUUCCGUCUUCCCGAGCAGCAACGCCAACCGAAGACCCCUCCCGGCGGCACGCGACUUGCUGA
This is a messenger RNA of Zea mays, 324 nucleotides long. RefSeq lists its product as uncharacterized. Lineage: Eukaryota; Viridiplantae; Streptophyta; Magnoliopsida; Poales; Poaceae. The annotation marks the transcript as partial. The transcript has a single exon. The record is from RefSeq and is a predicted model, not a curated record.